AUGGGGUCCUCAGAUAUCGAGGACGAUUAUGUAUCCCUAAUGUUGCAGGACUACGUCGGCAGGUCAUGGGAGAAACUCAUUAUUCUCGUUAUUCUAUCCAUCCAGGAGGAACAUAUCAGGGAAAUAUAUUGGUGGGAUGGAAUGAAAAAGGAUAUAGCAGAGUUUGUUGCUAAGUGCCCUAACUGUCACCAGGUUAAGAUUGAACAUCAAAAACUCGGUGGAUUAUUGCAGGCUAUAGAGCUUCUGACUUGGAAGUGGGAAAUGAAUCCAUACAAAGCUCUUUACGGACGGAAGUGUAGGUCGCCUAUAGGAUGGUUCUAUGUUCGGGAAACUAAGUUAGUAGGACCAGAAUUGGUACAACAGGUAAUCGAGAAGAUUAAGCUUAUACAGGAAAGGCUAUUAGCAGCUCAAAGCCGUCAGAAGUCCUAUGCGGAUAAUCGACGAUUAGACUUGGAGUUUCAGGUUGACGAUUGGGUGUGCCUAAAGGUAUCACUAAUGAAAGGCGUUAUGAGGUUUGUCUUUCAUGUGUCUAUGCUCUGUAAAUGUAUUGGAGAUCCUUCCAGAGUUGUGUCAGUUGAUGAUGUUCAGGUCACAAAACAACUAUCAUCUAAGAAAACUCCCAUUGCUAUACUAGAUAGACAGGUUCGUAGAUUGAGGACUAAAGACGUAACUUCGAUGAAGGAUUGGUCGCCGAUUCAUUCUCGUUUGAUUUCCUUGAAACCGAUUCGACCCUGUGUACAACUUCCUGAGACGGCUUGA
Molecule: messenger RNA, 759 nt
Organism: Nicotiana attenuata
Lineage: Eukaryota; Viridiplantae; Streptophyta; Magnoliopsida; Solanales; Solanaceae
Exons: 4
Coding region: 1-759 (252 amino acids)
Source: RefSeq, a predicted model, not a curated record